AUGGUCAUUAAAGAAGUUUACUUUCAGUUGCCAAAACAGGGUAAGUUGUUGUUGUGUUGUGAUGAUGCAUCUAGAGGAAAUCCAGGGUAUGCUGGUUAUGGUUUUGUGGGAAGACUCAGCUCUGGUGAUUUUUUAAUUGCUAUUUCAGGGGGACUGGGUAUAUCAACUAAUUAUUAUGCAGAGAUUUUUGCAAUCUUAAUGGCAGGAGAGUGGGCAAUACAUCAUGGAUUUAAAGACCUGGUAUUCAGAACAGAUUCACAAGCAGUCAUUAAUGCAUUCCAGAGUAACAAUCUUCUAUGGUUUGCAAUCACAAGAUGGGAGAAUAUCUGUGUUGAAGUAAUAUCUUGGAGCUUUAAGCAUAGCUACAGAGAAGUAAAUUUCUCUGCUGAUAAAGUUGCAAAGAGAGGUGCACUAUUAGGCAGAGGUGAACAAAGUGUAUAUGAAAGAAAACCAUCUUUUGUGAGCUGUCUGGAAAAUCCAAACAGGUGUAUUUUUGAUUUUGUUAGGAAUCUGCUAUGA
Molecule: messenger RNA, 519 nt
Organism: Papaver somniferum (opium poppy)
Lineage: Eukaryota; Viridiplantae; Streptophyta; Magnoliopsida; Ranunculales; Papaveraceae
Exons: 1
Coding region: 1-519 (172 amino acids)
Molecular function (GO): nucleic acid binding; RNA-DNA hybrid ribonuclease activity
Source: RefSeq, a predicted model, not a curated record